CAGCCUUCAGCAAUUCCGAGUCUCAUCCCAUACCGCCAAAGACCAAAGACUAAGAAGCGCCAUCGCCCGUCAACAUGCAGUACAGCACUCUUCUUAUCGGCCUUCUUGCCGCCGCAAGCAGCGCCUUCGCUGCCCCGGCUCCCAACACCCGAUCUGAAGCGGUCUCUGCCAUGGCCGACGUUCCCCAGUGGAUCAUCAGGUCGUUCACCCGUACUUGCAACGACGAUGACACCUCGUGCGAGAUUUCAUUUGGUGUCGACACGCAAAUCGCACCCGUCACCGAAUGCUCCUACAAUGUGACCGGCAACCCGGCCAGCCAGACGUCGACGAACGGCAUUACAUGCGGCCCUUACACUAUCAGCUCCGGCUGGGACCCGCUGGGCUUCACGACGUGGUCUGUGGUGGACUGGAGCAAGCAUCUCAUUGUUUGGCCCGCUUACAGUGACGCCGAGCUCGUCAAUGGCCAGCCGGUCACCCCCGACAAGAGCUUUGCUCCUCAGGCACUCCCUUGAACCAUUCCUUAUCCGGAAAGGCGGGAAAACGAGGAAAACAGGAAGAUGGCAUUAGUCAGGGGGUCGAAAUAAUGCGAAACUUGGUGCAGGUGUUAGUUUGGGGCGUAGUGUAAUUAUGUACUGUAUGUAUGUACAUACAUGCUAGCCUUACUAGU
Molecule: messenger RNA, 667 nt
Organism: Thermothelomyces thermophilus ATCC 42464
Lineage: Eukaryota; Fungi; Ascomycota; Sordariomycetes; Sordariales; Chaetomiaceae
Exons: 1
Coding region: 75-512 (145 amino acids)
Source: RefSeq, a predicted model, not a curated record